Molecule: messenger RNA, 1152 nt
Organism: Rotaria sp. Silwood1
Lineage: Eukaryota; Metazoa; Rotifera; Eurotatoria; Philodinida; Philodinidae
Source: the annotation of a GenBank genome assembly
AUGACUACUGAGAAAGGAACACGAAAUCUUCAACAACGUAUUUCACGCAUCACAGAUAUGACUGAAGGAUUUUACAACACAUUCUCAACUAUAAAUGACUACCAAGAAAUGCCACUUGUCCCACUCGAUAUUGCUAUAGAACCAUUAAUAUUUUUAUUACCUAAUAUUGAGAAUUGUGCAGUACAUGCUAUAGAACAAUGCAAAAAUCCACCUGCAGAUGGACUUACAAAAGAUAUGUCUGGUGCAAUCCGACUCUAUUCGAUGGAAGAACAGUACCAAGGUGAACCUCUAUAUGCUAUAUUGAACCGUAUUCUACGGACAGAAGAUAGACAACAACUUAAGCCAUGGCUAUUCUAUCUUAAACUAUUACAUACUGCACUUUCACGACUUCCAUCCAUUCGUCAAGUUGCCUAUAGAGGAGUCAAAUUAGACUUAAGUAACGACUAUAGCACUGCGAAAAAAGUGACAUGGUCAAGCUUUUCAUCGUGCACUGGCUCAACUACUGUUUUACAGUCAGAACAGUUUUGUGGCAUGACGGGUCCAAGAACAAUAUUUACUAUCGAUUGUUGUUCAGGCAGAAACAUUCGUAAUCAUAGUCAUUAUCCAUUCGAAGAAGAAAUACUUCUUCUUCCUGGAACUGAAUUGGAAGUUACUGGUUUCCUGAAACUAGCUGACAAUAUUCACAUGAUUCAACUAAAAGAAAUUGAAGCAGCUCGUCUUUCAUCGUCACUACUACCUCCUCGUGAUUUCAUCAAGUCAAACUGGGGUAAACAUCGAUUACGAUUUAAAAUUGAAAAAUCUUCUACAUGGAUUUUCAUUGGUAUAAUUUCUAAAACUACUCCAAUGAAAGAAAACUCUUAUAAAUCUUUAACAUCUUAUGGUUGGGUAUCUCAAGAUCAUUCUUAUGCUGGUGGUUGGACGCGAAAAAAAAAUGAUAUAUUUUCUACAUAUAAUAAUCUUCUGGAAAAUGAUAUCAUUGAACUUGUAAUUGAUGUCACAACACAAACACUUCAUUAUACUAAUCAGCGCAUGAAUAAACCACAAAAGAUGACAGUAGAUAUAAGUAAAUGUCCAUUACCUUGGCAAAUAUUGAUCAAUCUUAGUGGCUACAAUGAUCGGAUAAGACUCAUAAGUUAUACAAAUUUAUUAUGA